CCCGCCGCUGUUCCUUCGCUCCGCCCAAGGGGGGCCUAUGUUAUGUCAGGCGGCAGCCUAGCUGAUUCCUUUCCUCUCUGAGCAAGAUGGCUGGUGGUGAGGUCGGAGUUACUCUGGGGCAGCCACAUCUCUCCCGACAGGAUCUUGCCACAUUGGAUGUUACCAAGUUAACACCACUUUCACAUGAAGUUAUCAGCAGACAAGCUACAAUUAAUAUUGGUACAAUUGGUCAUGUAGCUCAUGGGAAGUCCACUGUGGUAAAGGCUAUUUCUGGAGUUCACACCGUCAGAUUCAAAAAUGAACUAGAAAGAAACAUUACCAUUAAGCUUGGAUAUGCUAAUGCUAAGAUUUAUAAACUUGAUGACCCAAGUUGUCCUAGACCAGAAUGUUACAGAUCAUGUGGAAGUAGUACACCAGAUGAGUUUCCUACAGACAUUCCAGGGACCAAAGGGAACUUCAAAUUAGUCAGGCAUGUUUCCUUUGUUGACUGUCCUGGCCAUGAUAUUUUGAUGGCUACAAUGCUGAACGGAGCAGCAGUGAUGGAUGCAGCUCUUCUCUUGAUAGCUGGUAACGAAUCCUGCCCUCAGCCUCAGACUUCUGAGCAUCUGGCUGCCAUAGAAAUCAUGAAACUCAAGCAUAUUUUGAUCUUACAAAAUAAAAUUGAUCUGGUAAAAGAAAGUCAGGCCAAGGAACAAUAUGAGCAGAUUCUCGCAUUUGUACAAGGAACAGUAGCAGAAGGGGCACCAAUUAUCCCGAUCUCUGCUCAGCUGAAAUACAACAUUGAAGUCGUCUGUGAGUACAUAGUAAAGAAAAUACCAGUGCCCCCAAGAGACUUUACCUCAGAACCCCGUCUCAUUGUUAUCAGGUCAUUUGAUGUUAACAAACCUGGCUGUGAAGUUGAUGACCUUAAAGGAGGUGUGGCUGGUGGUAGCAUUCUAAAAGGAGUGUUAAAGGUAGGCCAGGAGAUAGAAGUCAGACCUGGUAUUGUUUCCAAAGAUAGUGAAGGAAAACUCAUGUGUAAACCAAUCUUUUCCAAAAUUGUGUCACUUUUUGCGGAACAUAAUGAUCUUCAGUAUGCUGCUCCAGGUGGUCUCAUUGGAGUUGGAACAAAGAUCGACCCUACUUUGUGCCGAGCUGACAGAAUGGUGGGACAAGUGCUUGGUGCAGUUGGAGCUUUACCUGAAAUAUUCACAGAACUGGAAAUUUCCUAUUUCUUGCUCAGACGUCUUCUAGGCGUACGAACUGAAGGAGACAAGAAAGCUGCGAAGGUCCAAAAGCUAUCUAAGAAUGAAGUGCUUAUGGUCAACAUAGGAUCCCUGUCAACAGGAGGAAGAGUUAGUGCUGUCAAGGCUGAUUUGGGCAAGAUUGUUUUGACUAAUCCUGUGUGCACAGAAGUAGGAGAAAAAAUUGCCCUUAGCAGAAGAGUUGAGAAACACUGGCGCUUAAUUGGUUGGGGUCAGAUAAGAAGAGGAGUGACCAUUAAGCCGACUGUAGAUGAUGACUGAAGAAUCCAAGUUGAGCAGUGCCUUGGGGGAGCUGGAUGGCUCAGCAGUUAAGAACACUGACUGAUCUUCCAGAGGACCCAGGUUCAAUUCCUAUCACCUACAUGUCAGCUUACAACUGUAUGUAUGUAACUCCAGGAUCCAACACCCUCAAACAGACAUACAUACAGACAGAACACCAAUGCACAUAAAAAUAAAAGUAAAUUAAAAAAAAAAAAA
This is a messenger RNA of Acomys russatus (golden spiny mouse), 1721 nucleotides long. RefSeq names its product eukaryotic translation initiation factor 2 subunit gamma (gene Eif2s3). The coding region runs from base 87 to 1505 and encodes 472 amino acids. Lineage: Eukaryota; Metazoa; Chordata; Mammalia; Rodentia; Muridae. Gene Ontology annotation, molecular function: GTPase activity; translation initiation factor activity; tRNA binding. The transcript is spliced from 12 exons. Gene Ontology annotation, biological process: positive regulation of translational fidelity; formation of translation preinitiation complex. The record is from RefSeq and is a predicted model, not a curated record. Gene Ontology annotation, cellular component: eukaryotic translation initiation factor 2 complex; cytosol.